This is a messenger RNA of Pomacea canaliculata, 1948 nucleotides long. Its product is annotated as beta-lactamase domain-containing protein 2-like. Lineage: Eukaryota; Metazoa; Mollusca; Gastropoda; Architaenioglossa; Ampullariidae. The transcript is spliced from 8 exons. The record is from RefSeq and is a predicted model, not a curated record. The coding region runs from base 204 to 1544 and encodes 446 amino acids.
ACUUUGUACUUGUGUAAUUGACUCGGGUACUUUGAGUACUUGUAGGUAAGUUAAUAUGUGAGCCACACAUGUACCCCGCUGUGCACCCGCUGUUAUCAAAGCCUCCAUUGAAAGCAACGGGUGCUGAGAGAGCAUUCGAUCAUUCUCCAGUGAAGUGAAGGGAGUGAAAGGUUACAACAGUCAGGCCACAAACGAUUUUGGUGAUGGCGCGACUAACGGCUACGGUGUUACAGGCUGCAGUUGCAGCCGUUGUUGGUGUCGUCGCUUGGCAGUGGUACCAGUCAUCUGCUCGUCUGCCUCCGGUGUCGGGAGGCUUCGUGCAUCCUGCCUACCAGCCUGUGGCGGAUCUCUUCCGAAAACGCGUGGAAGAUGGCACCGAACGCGGAGGGAGUUUCGCCGUUUACCACAAAGGGGAGAAACUCGUGGACUUGUGGGGAGGUUACGCUAAUCCUCACAGUAGUCUCCCGUGGCAAGAGUCCACUCUCACCGCAAUGUUUUCUACUACUAAAGGCAUGGCAGCACUGAGCGUCGCCAAAUUAGUUGAAAGAGGCUUGCUCGACUACAAGGCAGAAAUACAGAAAUACUGGCCAGAAUUCGCCCAAAAUAACAAGUCCAAUGUCACCUUAGAGAUGCUAAUGAGCCACCAGGCAGGUCUGUUGUCUUUGGGAGGAGCGAACACAAUUCUAGCUGAAUACCAGGACGACUGGGGCAAGGUGGAAAAAUUGAUGGCUCAAGCUACGACUGACUUCCCGCCAGGUUCGGCUGUAGCGUACCACGGUCUGACCUUCGCCAUGUACAUCGACGCCAUUGUCCGCAGAGUGGACCCGCAGCACAGAAGCCUGUCGCAGUUCUUUGAUGAGGAGAUCAGCAAACCGCUGGAUGCCGAGUUCUAUAUCGGACUUCCUCUUCGCGAGUUUUACCGGGCCACCUUCCUGACUGCUCCGCCCGCCUGGCGAAUGGCGACGUGGAUGUUCGACUCUACACACCGGCCGGUGCUUUUUGAACUCUUCGACCCUAACUCGACACUUAAUAAAAUGAGUGUCGUGACAGAUUUUAAAGUACCUGGCCAGGUCUUGAAUAAUCCAUACUCCGCCGCGGUCGGCCUUGGAUCGACCAAUGGAUUCGGACCGGCAAGAUCUCUGGCGAAAAUUUACGACUUCGUGGCAAAUGGAGGGAGCAUUGCAGGCAAGACCCUGUUUUCCAAGCCAAUCGUCGAGAGGCUGAUGACCCCGCUCACCCUGACUUUACCUUCUCUAGGCAGUUUCAGAUUGGACUUCUCUGUGGGACUACACGUUUUGAACAACAGUCGGGGUGCUGAAAUGUUCGGACACCCUGGGUACGGAGGCCAAAUGGCCGGAGCAGUUCCCAAGUACGGAGUGGGCAUUGCCUACGUGACCAACUUCCUGUCUGGAAAACUUUCGAUUGCAUCUGACCACUACUGGGAGCUGGAAAAGGUUUUCUACGAAUGUUUCGAGAAACACCAGGCAGACCCACAGACAACAAAGACGACGAAGACGAAAAAGAAGAGGAGUAAAAAUGACUAAGCAGCUAAAGUGUUUGGUCGUGUGUAUAUCUAUAUCAUAGCAGUUUUGCUUGGACCGAUCUAUUGUGUCCACAUAUGUAGUCUGAAGGGUACUGACUGAAGUGCCAGGUUCAGAAGUAUAUUAUUAUUUUCUACUUAUUAAAGAUUACAAUUUUGUUUUCUCUUUUUUGGAAAAUUUUGUUUUCAAUAACUGUCUAUGUUUUAGAGGAAAAGCGACUACAUUGAAAAGAAGCAUAAAAUCUCUAUAGCUUUACACAGAGUGUUUUUGGUUUUUUUUUACUGAAUGUUUAGUUCGUAUAUGAUAGCAUGAUAUGGUUUUAUGAUGAAAUUUUGGGAUCUCAUGUUAAGUUUCAUAAAACCACUGUAAAUAAAUGCCAUUUGUAAAUAAAAAAAUGAAGAAAUUAA